This is a messenger RNA of Prunus armeniaca (apricot), 396 nucleotides long. Lineage: Eukaryota; Viridiplantae; Streptophyta; Magnoliopsida; Rosales; Rosaceae. The record is from the annotation of a GenBank genome assembly.
AUGAUGUAUGCGCCUAGUAUGGUUGCGCCGCCAUCUGCGGACAUAGUGCUACCCAAAUCGGCUUCUAGUUCUGAGAGCUUCAGGGAUGAGCUCAUGAAUAAGAAUGCUCUUAUUAUCAGACUCCUUGGGAGAUCGCAUACCUACAACUAUCUCCAUGCUCGACUUCAACAAAAGUGGGGCCUAAAUGGAGGGUGGAAACUGAUUGAUUUGAAAUGGGGGCUUGGGUUUUGUCAUGCAAUUGCGAAGAUCACUCGAAUGGCUACUUGGAUUUGUGUUUCUGCGAUUCAAUUGGAGUGUUUUGAUGUGUGGGCUUUGAAAAGAAUUGGGAAUUUGUUGGGGAAGUUGUUGAAGAUUGAUGCUCUCACUACUUCUCAUAAUCGGGGGAAAUUUGCAUGA